ACCGUCCAUAAAUCAGAGAAUCCUUACAACACCAUUUGUGUCUGUCGCCACCAAACCCUUCUUCUCUCCAUUUUUUUCCUUUUUGCUUUGUUUCUGUGUUACGAUUUGUCAAAAAGAAGAAACCCAAAUCAAAAGUUUCAAAAUUUCUCUGUUUUUUGUUUCUCUGAAGAUCCAAGGCACAAAAAAAAACAGCUUUUUGAUUCUUCAAUCAAGGAUUUUUGCAGGGUUUUGAUAACCCCAUGGGUUCAGGGUUCUCUCUGUUUCACAAUAGUUUAUCGUCAUGUUAUGGAGAUCGAGAUCUGUUGCAGCCUGGUUUAGGAGAUUUGCCUGAAAGUUGUGUGGCUUUGAUUCUCCAGAAUUUGGAUCCGGUUGAGAUCUGUAGAUUCUCGAAGCUAAACAAAGCUUUUCAUGGUGCUUCUUGGGCUGAUUUCGUUUGGGAAUCGAAACUUCCUCCAGAUUAUAGAUUGAUUCUCGAGAAAAUCCUUGGUGGUUUCCCGGAAAAUUUGCGUAAAAGAGACAUCUUUACUUUUCUCUCUCGAGUUAAUUCCUUCGACGAGGGCAACAAGAAAGCUUGGGUAGAUAAACGAACAGGUGGGCUCUGUUUAUGCAUAUCGGCAAAGGGCUUGUCGAUAACCGGAAUCGAUGAUCGGAGAUACUGGAGUCAUAUUCAGACUGAUGAUUCUCGAUUUUCUUCAGUAGCAUAUGUUCAACAAAUCUGGUGGUUUCAAGUUGAUGGAGAAAUUGAUUUCCCAUUUCCAGCUGGAACCUACAGUGUUUACUUCAGGCUUCAGCUAGGCAAACCGGGCAAGCGGUUUGGUUGGAGGGUUUGUGAUACAGAACAGGUUCAUGGCUGGAACAUCAAACCGGUUCGGUUUCAACUCUCGACUGAAGAUGGACAACAUUCUUCAUCUCAAUGUAUGUUAACCGAAGCAGGAAACUGGAGUCAUUACCAUGCUGGAGACUUUGUGGUUGGUAAAUCUAAAAAUUCAUCGACGAAGAUUAAGUUCUCCAUGACUCAGAUUGAUUGCACGCAUACUAAAGGCGGGCUAUGUGUAGAUUCUGUAGUUGUGUAUCCGAGCUCGUGUAAGGACCGGUUGACGCAGAUUUAAGUUGCAAACCGGAGUUUGGUGUAGUUUAGAGGUUUAAAAAAGCUGUUCUUUUUAA
Messenger RNA from Arabidopsis arenosa, 1164 nucleotides. The record is from the annotation of a GenBank genome assembly. Lineage: Eukaryota; Viridiplantae; Streptophyta; Magnoliopsida; Brassicales; Brassicaceae.